UCAUCUUCUCUGCCCGUAGGGUUUGCCUUUCAUCUUCUCUUUUCGUCGUUGCUGUUCGGCUUCGUUGCUUCGCAUGAGGUGUAUAGAUUGCACGCGUGCUUCUUCGGCUCCUUCGUGGCUGUUCGACUUCGCUCCUUCGACGACUUUCCCUUCCUGUCGGGUCGGAAGUUAGGACAUUUUUGAUCGGAUGCAACAACGGGAGCUCGCUGGCUUUGAAGGUAUCAAGAGGGAGACGUGCAGUAACUAGGGUUAUUAAAGAAGAUUCCACUUCCCUCCAUCUUUGGUUUGAAUCAUGGGAAAAAGAUCAAAUAAGCGUAGGAGAUUUCCAAAGCCGGGCAAGGCUCAUGCCCAAGAAGAUGAUGCAUAUAUGGAAAAAGAAGUGGAUGAUGAAAUAGAUGCUUUUCAUAAGCAACGGGAGAUGAUUCCGCUGGAUGUUAAUGAAGAUGCAGGAGAUUCUGAUGAUGAUCUUGAAGAACCAGUUUUUGAUUUGGAGGGUUAUCAAAAUGGUGACAGUUAUAAUGGUAGAGAAGAUGACGAUGGGGAGGAUGAGGAUGAAGAUGACAAGGAUAACCGAGAUUUUGAUGAUUUGGAAGAUAAAGGAUUUGCGGCAAAAAUUGCAAGGCAGGCAAAAUAUCUAAGGGAAAAGUUUGGAGGUGGAGAGGAUGAAAUGUCUGAUGAUGAUGAGCAAGAUGAAGAAAGAAAAGCUGUGUGGGGUAGCAAAAAGAAUUUGUAUUACAGCGCAGAUAAUAUUGAUUAUGAACUCCAAUCAAGUGAUGAGGAUCUUCCCAUGGAAGAGGAGGCUGAAGUGCUGAAGAUCCAGAGAGAGAAGGCAAAAACACUAGAAAUGGAAGAUUUUGGUCUUGAAGCUUCUGAUCGAGAAGAUAGUGAUUUUGAUGGUGAUGAGAAAACUUUUCAGGAUUUAAGCAAAGUGAGAGUUACCCAGAAACCUGGGGUAGAAGUUAUUGAUGACUUAACUAUUGAUGACUAUGAAGAGAUAAAGAAAGAUCUCAGUGCUUUGUCUAAGGCAGAGCAAAUGGAUGUUGUUUAUAGUUCUGCUCCAGAACUUGUCAGCCUUCUGUCAGAACUGAAUACAUCCGUUGAUCAACUUCAACAAGUGAAACCACUUGCCUGUAAGCUGGUUAGGGAAGGAAAAGAUCAAGCUAGAGGGAUGGACUAUUUGGAGCUUAAACAGAUUGUGCUCUUAACUUAUUGCCAAGCAAUUAGCUUUUAUCUUCUCCUCAAGUCAGAGGGACAUCCCGUUCGAGAUCAUCCAGUUAUUGCCCGGCUUGUAGAGAUAAAAAAUCUUUGGGAAAAGAUGAAGCAGAUUAGUUUGAAAUUCCCCCCACAGGAAGGAGAUGGUGGCAAUCAUACUUAUGAAUCCAUGAAUAAGUUAAAUGGACAGGAUGCUUCAUUGGAACUCAAACCUAACAUGUUAGAUAUCUCUGCUAAAGCAUUAGUGGUGUCAGAAAUGACCGGAUCAUUAAAGGAUAGCGCCAUGGAUGUUGACAGCAAGAGUGCCAAAAAGAUCCAGAAUUCUCAACUUGAUUUAAAAAGCAUUGAGAUGAUGAAAAUUAGGGAAAAUCUUGAGGCGAAGUUGAAGCAGAAAGGUAUAUACGGUCAUGUCCAGGGGAAGGUUGACAAAACUUUAAAAGAUUUAGUAAAGCCUCUUAGCAGGAGCCAUGUAACAACAAAUGAUUAUGAUGAUGUGGUCGCCUGCACUAAACAGCAUGAUCCAGAUGAUAGUCAUCAAGUACUAAACAAACUUGCACAAACUGCUCUUACUAAAGCAAAGGGAUGGAAGGUUGUUUCUGGUGAUGGCGACUUGCCAAAGAGGGAUGAUAUUGCAGAAAGGAGAAGAAAGCAUGAGCUCAGGGUUCUUGCCAGGGCUAGAGUGAUAUCAACGGAUGAUGGUGACGAAGGCUAUGAUAACCCUGGAAUAAAUACUGUUGGCGCUGAUUUCCAAGAAAAUGAAGAAUUGGAAUCUGAAGAUGAAUUCUAUAGAAAAGUAAAGACACAACGGGUUGAAAAGCUUAAUGCAAAAUCAGAACUUUAUUCAAGAGCUCAUGCCAUACCAAUGGUGGAACCCGAAGCUGAUGGUAAACGUCAAAUCACUCGUCAGAUGGAAAAGAACAGAGGUCUCACUCGCAACAGGAAGAAACUUACCAAGAAUCCACGAAAGAAAUACAAGAUCAAGCACCAGAAGGCUGUUAUUCGUAGGAAGGGGCAAAUACGAGACAUUAGGAAGCCCAGUGGUCCUUAUGGUGGCGAAUCCACUGGAAUCAAUACUAAUGUUAGCCGUAGCAUUAGAUUUAAAAGUUAAAAGACUGAAGCAGAUUUCAGUUUAUUUUAUGACUGGAAGAGCUAGAUUUCAGCCAUUGUUGUUUCUUUAUUGCUGCUUUGUGGCGAGCCAUUUUUCUUGUUGGUGGCAGAAUUCAUUGUUACAGUAAGGUCACUGUAAAUCAAGUAAUUCAAUUUGGUUAUCUAUAAAUUAUACGGCAAUUUUUUCCUUUCUUA
Molecule: messenger RNA, 2514 nt
Organism: Dendrobium catenatum
Lineage: Eukaryota; Viridiplantae; Streptophyta; Magnoliopsida; Asparagales; Orchidaceae
Product: something about silencing protein 10
Exons: 18
Coding region: 293-2320 (675 amino acids)
Biological process (GO): maturation of SSU-rRNA from tricistronic rRNA transcript (SSU-rRNA, 5.8S rRNA, LSU-rRNA)
Cellular component (GO): nucleolus; small-subunit processome
Source: RefSeq, a predicted model, not a curated record